This is a messenger RNA of Eurypyga helias (sunbittern), 467 nucleotides long. RefSeq names its product ribosomal protein S27a (gene RPS27A). The annotation marks the transcript as partial. Gene Ontology annotation, biological process: modification-dependent protein catabolic process; translation; protein ubiquitination. Gene Ontology annotation, cellular component: nucleus; cytoplasm; ribosome. Gene Ontology annotation, molecular function: protein tag activity; ubiquitin protein ligase binding; structural constituent of ribosome. Lineage: Eukaryota; Metazoa; Chordata; Aves; Eurypygiformes; Eurypygidae. The record is from RefSeq and is a predicted model, not a curated record. The transcript is spliced from 4 exons.
UCCGAAUAGGUUGAGCCUUCUGAUACUAUAGAAAAUGUAAAAGCUAAGAUCCAGGACAAGGAAGGCAUUCCUCCUGAUCAGCAGCGACUGAUUUUCGCUGGCAAGCAGCUGGAAGAUGGACGCACGCUGUCCGACUACAACAUUCAAAAAGAAUCAACCCUUCACCUUGUGCUGAGACUUCGUGGCGGUGCCAAGAAGAGGAAGAAGAAGUCUUACACUACCCCCAAGAAGAACAAGCAUAAGAGAAAGAAGGUUAAGCUUGCAGUGCUGAAGUACUACAAGGUGGAUGAGAACGGCAAGAUCAGCCGUCUGCGCCGGGAGUGCCCCUCUGAGGAGUGCGGAGCUGGAGUCUUCAUGGCUAGUCACUUCGACAGACACUACUGUGGCAAGUGCUGUCUGACAUACUGCUUCAAUAAACCAGAAGACAAGUAAAUGUAGCAGGCAAUAAAAAUCUGAAGUUCUGUACA